Zingiber officinale is the source of this 2303-nucleotide messenger RNA. RefSeq names its product growth-regulating factor 6-like. Bases 177 to 1997 code for a protein of 606 amino acids. Lineage: Eukaryota; Viridiplantae; Streptophyta; Magnoliopsida; Zingiberales; Zingiberaceae. Gene Ontology annotation, biological process: developmental process; DNA-templated transcription; regulation of DNA-templated transcription. Gene Ontology annotation, molecular function: ATP binding. The transcript is spliced from 4 exons. The record is from RefSeq and is a predicted model, not a curated record. Gene Ontology annotation, cellular component: nucleus.
ACCGAUUGUUCAGAGAGAAAAACCAGCGAGCUACAUAAAAACACCGUCACGCUCUCUCCCUUACCUUCGCCUCCAAAAAUGCUCUCUUUUCUCUUUUCCUCCUCAUCACUCCAACUCACCGCCUUCUCUUUCAGUCCCUACCAUUAGCAGCGCCGGAGUCGAUCAUUGACUUCGCCAUGGACGCCUUAGCUGGCGUCUCUUCUGAAGAUGCCGUUGCUAGUGGCGGCGGUAGUGGCACUGGUGGCCUCUUCUCCUCUUCAGCCUCGCUUCUGCUUCCUACGGAUACUGCUAUCAGCAUCCAGAGAGGUCCCUUCGGAUCCGUGCUGCAGAAUCACGAUAGGCGGCCUGCUGAGGCUGAGGGCUACGAUUGGAGAUCACUCAAGGUGGCUAGGUUCGAUGCAUUGGCCACAGCACCCGCAAAGGCGGCCCCUUUCCUCCUCAGAUCCGAAACCCACCCUCUCUUUCAUGACGGCGAGCAAAUGCUUUGCUUCUCGUCAGCAUCCGAGAGCGAGAUGGUGACUGAUGCGACAUUGGCUUACUACAACCACCUCUCCGUGACCUCUUCCUCCGCGCAGUGCUACCUCAGGGGAAAUGCAGGUUUGGUAUCAGCAAGUUCUAAUGGCAACAUGCAAAGCGUUCUGGCGAGGGUAAGGGGACCCUUCACUCCUUCUCAGUGGCUGGAGCUGGAACACCAAGCAUUGGUCUACAAAUACCUACUUGCAAAUGUACCCAUACCGGCCGCUCUUCUUGUCCCCCUCCGGCGAAGUCUGGGUGCUUCUUCCUGGUUCCCUCCUCUGCCAGCAGGAUCUUUUGGCUCAGUUGGAUGGGGGUCAUUCUAUUCGAAGAACACCGACCCAGAGCCUGGUAGAUGCCGUCGGACUGAUGGGAAGAAAUGGCGAUGCUCCAGGGAUGCAGUUGCUGACCAGAAGUAUUGUGAGCGACACAUGAACAGGGGCCGCCAUCGUUCAAGAAAGCAUGUGGAAGGCCAAAGUGGCCAUGCCGCCAAAACUACACCUGUAGUUGCUUCUUCUCAACCAGCUUCUGCACUUCCUGGUGGUCCUUGUUCUGGUACUCUAAAAGUUGCACAACAACAGAGUAAAAGCUUGCAAUCUAACAUCAAAGAUCCUCAUGCAGUGCAGUACAACGGGAUGCCAUCAAGCAAUGAAGAACAAAAUAGUUAUGCCCAGAAUUCGAAAAGCCUCCCUGGGCCAAGUCUUAUUUGCCAAAGUCCUCAUAGCAACUUUUAUCCAAUCUCAAAGCAGCAGGCAAUCUUUGAGGGAACCUCCUCAGGUUCCGACUUGGAAGUCUUUCCCAACAACUCACUUUUGAAUCUUUCAUGGAGCUCAUUGUCUGAUAACAUCAGUUUAAUUCCCACCCCAAAGCUCAAUCACCAGGAUGUCCAGUCUAAUCCCCUCCGCCACUUCAUGGAUGACUGUCCUAAAACCCAAUCUGAUGGUCCGACGACCACUUGGCCUGAAGUUGAAGAAUCGUACUCCGAUAGAACCCAACUCUCCAUCUCGGUCCCAAUGUCUUCUUCUGACUUCUCAUCCUCCACUUCAUCGAACCUUGACAUACUGACACUUUCACCACUAAAGUUGUCCAGAGAAUAUGAGUAUGACUGUAUCCGUAUGGGUUUGGGUGUGGGAGUUUUAACUGAUGUGUGCCAGAGGCAAGCAAAUUGGAGAUCUUUCUCCUGGGAGGCUUCCAUGGAUGGACCUUUAGGAGAGGUGCUGAACAGCACUGGUGGCACUCCCAAGGAUCAAAGCAAGAACUCUUCGAUGUCUCUAAACCUCUUGGAAGAUGGAUGGGAUUCAAGUACCCAAAUGGAGUCCUCACCGACCGGCGUCCUGCAGAAAACUUCAUUUGCAUCCCUGUCUAGCAGCACAGGAAGUAGCCCAAGGGUUGAGAAUCUCAUGCUUCACAAGAGUACAAGCAGCCUCUGCUACGACUUUAAUGCCUCAACGCUUGUAAAUGCUCCAACAAUCCCCCCACUCUAAAGCUCAAGCUGACCGAAUCAAGAUGAAAAGGACAAUCACAAAAAGGUGAUAGAGGAUGUUGGUGAAACCAGCAUUGACUUAACUAGUCAAGAACAUGAAACUAUAAGAAUUUAAUAUGCUAGGAUCUUUUAUUUGUUCUGUUUCUGUUGCCUGGUUCUCUGUACGCACCAGGCUUUCCUGAAUAUCCAGUCUUAAUGUGUUUUUGAGACGUUUAGAACUGAAAGCCUCAAUCACUUUGCAUUUGCUUUUAUUUGUAACGACAGUAAUUUUCUCAGUUUGCUUGCAGUUUGUUAUCUUUUUUAGUCA